UCUUGAAUCUGACCACUUUGGCAGACUUACUGAAACCCAAAUGACUCAAUCAGCAUCUUUCAGUUGCUCUGUUGAAAGAGUUGAUCAUAGCGGUCACUUUGCUCGCAGCUUCUAAUCCGCGUGGGCGCGAGAAAAAAAACAAACCAAAAAAACUCUUCCACCUCCAAGAUGCACCUGAGUAGGUGAGGGGGGCUUUUUCCACACUGAGCACGUCUUUCUCUCCGGCUGUGUCCACUCCCUUUUGGCAGAUUUCCCUCCGAUGCAAUUAACCCAGGAAGAAGAGUUUGUCACGGGGGACUCAACGCCGACCACCGCAGCUCUCCAGUCCGACGGCUGCGCCGGAUCUCCGGCCAAAAUGUGCAGUGAAUGUUACGAGAACCAGUCAUUCGUGAACGAUGAUGGGACCGUGAACGUGAACCACAAGGCACGCUCCUCUCAAGCUCCUCUCCCGACCAACACCAACAGCAGCGGGGUUAUCUUAGACAUCUCCACCCUGAAGAUGGAGCAGCAGGAGAGUGAGGUACUUCCUCUGCCGCCCCGCUUUCGCUUCAGAGACCUGCUGCUCGGGGACCAGAACUUUCAGAAUGAUGACAGGGUGCAGGUAGAGUUUUAUGUGAAUGAAAACACCUUCAAGGAGCGUCUGAAGCUUUUCUUCAUCAAAAACCAAAGAUCAAGUCUUAGGAUCCGUGUGUUCAACUUCUCCCUGAAGCUGCUCACUUGUCUGCUGUACAUCAUCAGAGUGGUGACUGACAACCCUGUCCACAUCGCAGGACAGCAGAACCCUCUCAGUGGCAAAUGUUUUGACAGCCAGUGGAACGGCUCAGUGCAGGACAGAGAAAUAAACUGGGGGUUGAUCUUCUGGGUGGAUAGAAAGCUUCCUGUCUGGGCCAUUCAAGUGAUUGUGGCCAUUAUUAGUUUCCUGGAGACAAUGCUACUGAUGUAUCUAAGCUACAAGGGAAACAUUUGGGAGCAGAUUUUCCAGGUGUCUUUUCUUCUGGAGAUGAUCAAUACUGUUCCCUUCAUCAUAACGAUCUUCUGGCCCUCAAUCAGGAACAUUUUCAUUCCUGUGUUUCUCAACUGCUGGUUGGCCAAGUGUGCUCUGGAGAACAUGAUCAAUGACGUCCACAGAGCGAUCCAGAGGACAAACUCAGCUAUGUUCAACCAGGUCCUCAUUCUCAUCUGCACCCUGCUCUGCCUGGUCUUCACUGG
This is a messenger RNA of Labrus bergylta (ballan wrasse), 1209 nucleotides long. Lineage: Eukaryota; Metazoa; Chordata; Actinopteri; Labriformes; Labridae. The record is from RefSeq and is a predicted model, not a curated record.